AUGGGACUUUACAAUAGCAAAAUCAACAAAAAUCAAUCUCACUCUCUUAACAUUGAGAAAUUAAAAUCAACAAGUAGUGAUGUAUUGACUGAGAGUAUUUCUGAUACCAGUAACUCUUAUUGCGAAAAUGGUAGAAGAUAUAAUGUACAAAAUAAGACAUAUUCAUUACCUAAUGAUUACGAAGAACAUAGUAGAUUAAAUUUACAACACGCCAUAAUUAGAUAUAUUUGGCAAGGCAACUUUUCCGCACCAGUUGAACAUCGCCUUAAUCAAGAAGACACAAAGGUUCUUGACAUAGG
Molecule: messenger RNA, 299 nt
Organism: Racocetra persica
Lineage: Eukaryota; Fungi; Glomeromycota; Glomeromycetes; Diversisporales; Gigasporaceae
Source: the annotation of a GenBank genome assembly